This is a messenger RNA of Spinacia oleracea (spinach), 3389 nucleotides long. RefSeq lists its product as uncharacterized. NCBI's taxonomy places the organism in Eukaryota, Viridiplantae, Streptophyta, Magnoliopsida, Caryophyllales, Amaranthaceae. The record is from RefSeq and is a predicted model, not a curated record. Bases 632 to 2005 code for a protein of 457 amino acids. The transcript is spliced from 9 exons.
UAUUUUUAUGGUGUUCUUAUACGGAAGCGAUUCGAUAAAAAUGGGUUCAGUUUGAAGAAAUUGAAAUUCGGAAUUGAACUCCAUGGCUAAAGACGACGAACAUGGCGAACACGGAAGAAGAACACACAAGGAAAAAUCGUUUAAUGGAGAUGAGGAUGAUGUGUUGCUUAAAAAUAUGGUAUUGGAGAAAAAAAAGGAAGAAAAUGAGCAAGAGUAUUAUAAUUGUGGAUCAUGGAUUGUUAGAAGAAAUUAACAGAGAGUAUGUUGAACCUCUGGAUGGCGACAAGCAACAUGCCUCAUCCGUAGUUGUACACGAUUCAAGUGCAUCUAAUGGAAAAGAAUGACAUGCUCCACCUUCCGAAAAUGAGCCAAAAAACACAAAAUUACGGUUGAAGCUCGUAGCACAAAAAAAACCAGCUGCUCAAUGUAUUGAAAGUACUAUUACGGAUGCACAAGAAGGACCAAGCCACCCAACUAAUAUGGUGGAAAGAAUAUCUACUGAAAGUGUGCCCCAACCACUUUCGAAUUUUCGAAAAAUUUUGUUUUGAAUACUAGGCAAACCACUCAACAGAUUAAGAAGCUUAUUAAGGGUAUAAGCGAUCAAGCAGACAAAAGACAAGCAAUAACACACAUGGGUUUUGGAGGCCUUCUCCAUAUUGACUUGCCCUUCAACACACCAUUUUUCGCCGGUGAUCUGGUUUGGAAUUUUGACACCAAUAGUAUGUGCAUACUUCUCGAAAGAAACAAGGAGAUUCAUAUCAUAGCAUUAGAUGUAUACCUUGUCUAUGGAAUUCCCUUAGGAGGACAUAAGAUAAUUGAGGCGAAGGAUGAUGAAGAGAGUUUUGUAGAGUUGGUCGCUGCGUUGAAGUCAUACCAUGGUACUGUAGAUGUCCCGUCUUUGACCGAUAUUGCGGCCAAGUUAGUGAAAGCUGAUGUUGAUGAUAAUUGGAAAAGGAGCUUCUUAGUAUUGGCGGUUAACUCAUGCAUCAAAUCUACCACCAACCCACAACCACUUUUGCGAUUCCUCAGCACAUCUUAUGACACCAACCGUAUACAUGAGUUCAAUUGGUGUCAAUACGCCCUUCAAAGUCUGGUUGAUGGGACCGUGUAUUGGAAAAAAGAAACUUCACGCUUCUUUACAGGACCCUUGCCAUUCCUUAUGGUGUGCUACUUUGACCGACUUAAAAGGCUAACUUUCGAUCCUCCAAGGACAUUUCCACUUAUCUCUGCGUGGAAUAAAAAUGUCGUGAAAGAAAGAGUAGAUCUGGAAUUGACGUUCGGGUUUGGUUUGGGAACGUUGUUAGAAAGGAUCGAAGCACCUUUUUUGGUUCAGAAACCACAACAAUCGGACGUUCAACACCACCGCCAAGAGCAGCCUCAGCAUGACGAGCAGCAGGACCUAGAGCAAAGCAAGCUUCCAGCAAGUAUGGAGGAGUUUAUGCAUCAAUUCGGUGAGGUGACCAGCACAAUAGCCAAUGGUUUUGUUAAACUCACCAACCUCCUAGCAAUUGGGGAGAAAAUAUCACCAGGAAAUAUAUUUAAGGAAGAUAUGGCGUUUAACUUAGCUAACAUGUGGUCAAAGUGCUCUGGUUCUCAUCUUCCCUCUGAACUCAAUCUUAUGACUCAAGGUGGGAGCAGGUCAUUGCUUAGUCAAGACAUUGAUCUGUAUUCUUCUAUUUGGUUUGCAAAUGUCAUGGAUGAAAUUGUUAGGAAGGAAAUUGGUAAGGAGCAGGUACCCCAGCAAGAUCAACUAACCAACCAACACCAAGUACAUCAAGAACCCUUUCUUGAUCAAUCAAACCAACAAUCUGACACCUCUUUUGAGUUGAACCUGGGUUUGAGGGUGGCUUCUAGUUCAGAAAUACAUAUUAAUGAGUUUGAUUUACUACAAAGUAAUAUUUUUAUAGCUCCAGAGAAGAUUAUGCAAAACCAAAAGAUAAAAGGGCAAGAAAGCUCCCAUCAAUUUUUAGAUCUCCGUUUUUGGUUCAGUACUCUCAUUUGCUGAGUGAGAAGGAGAAAGAUGUUAAUCGCAUUUUGGAUUAUGCAUUUUGCCCAGAUCUUGAUGAAAAUGAGAUAUUGUACGAAGAUGGAGUCAACAUGCUUAUCAGAGAGUACUUUCAAACAAUGGGAAAUGAUGUUUUUAUAUGUAGUGAUGUAAUUGAUUCGUGGGUAUACAUCCUCAACGAUAGGGACAAGUUAAGAAAAAGAGGGAAACGAAUUUUCUUCCCCGUUGAAGCCUUCAUAAGUUUACUUACCCCUUUAGUUUGUAAACCAUAUCAUCAACUUGAAUUUACUUAAACACCCGUCGUGGUUGCAAUGUACAGAAUAUUCUUAUUUACAUUGAUAAUGCUGGAGAAAAAUACCAAUUUAGUGAUGAUGCAAGGCUGCAAAAAUUCAUUGACAGUUGUUCCUAUAAUAUGGAACAGCACAAUAUUAGUUCUCUCAAAGGCUAUAGUCUGAUUUUCUUCCCAAUUUAUGAACAAUCACAUUGCUGCGUGAUGUGCAUAAAUAUCAACAAUAAGACUUUGGACAUUUUGGACAACAAAAUCCUAGAGGAAGGAAUGCGACGUGAGAACAAGUAUUAUGAUUAUCCUGAAAAACUUCUAGGAGCAUUCUCCGUGUACAUGGAUAGUUUGGGACACAAAUUGAAAAGACCAUUAACCGAAUACAAUGUUCGGAUAAUAGAAAUGCCAUGGAGAAAUAAUAAAAGCAAUACGGACUGUGGAAUAUAUACAAUGAAACACAUGGAAACGUACCAUGCUAAAGAGAGAUGGGGAUGUGGCUUGGAAACGGAUAACGUGAGUUUUAUUUUUCUUCUAUUAACUUUUUGUAGACUGAUUUGGAAAGAUGGAGAUACUCCGUAUCUAAGAUAACGUUCUCCGGCAUUUCAUGUUCUUUUUUAUGAAAUUGUUGUACCUUUUCCCUAACGGAGUUUGUAUUUUAUUUUAGGAUGAUAUUUUGAAGCAACUGCGAUUAAAAUAUUCUGGUGAAAUUAUUUCCGGCAAGCAAAAUCAGAAGAAGGCUGACGUCAAUGUAAAAUCAUCAAGAUGGGCACAUGCCACCAAUUAGAUAACGUUUACAUUGUAGGGUUCUUAAGGAGAAAUAAUGUGUUUUUUUAUGAUACUGGAUCAAUUGUUAUUUUUGAGAUUUAUACUAUGUUUUUCUUUUGGUAUUAGUUUUUCACAUGUUUUGAUUGUGAGAUAGAAUGUUCUAUUAAAUUAGAAAAAUGUUCCAUGAGGUGCAACUUGGUGUUCUUCCAUAUUGUUUCAUUCUCGUUCGGUAGAGAUUUGUACGAUAUGUGAUGGGUUCGAAUCACCCUUAAUUAAGCACCCUCACUUUUUUUGCCAUUAUUGGCAUUAUGCAGUAAUAAGUUCUGAUGAUUGGUAAUG